Didymodactylos carnosus is the source of this 1378-nucleotide messenger RNA. NCBI's taxonomy places the organism in Eukaryota, Metazoa, Rotifera, Eurotatoria, Philodinida, Philodinidae. The record is from the annotation of a GenBank genome assembly.
CAUUUUGUAGAGAAUUAAAUGGUGAAUCUUUUGCAAAAAGCAGCUGAAUUUUAUUAUGUAUGUUUCAUAUAAAUAACCUCAGUUUACAGAGAGGGGUCGAAACUUAUGAAACACCCUUUAUGCUCACAGGACGGCACUAUUAGUUUUUUUUCAACAGUAAUCUUCUAUGAAUUAAAAUGUUCCGAAGAUCUGAAUAUGACUUCUUUGCUUAUGCUUCGUUAUGUUUUAAUGUACUGAGAGUAUUUGAAUCUUGAAUAAUCAGAGAAUUAUUUGUACAAAAAUGUUUGUGGUCGCUCACCGUUUUCUUCGACCUGAAUAAGACUUUGACGCACACCAUUCAGUCAUAUUGCACUUCAGUUUAGUAGAGCACAUAGUAGUUUGAAUGUUUUUAUUUUUCUCUUUUUGUUUGUAAUCUGUAUCUUUUUUGUAAAACCAGCAGAUAUUUUUAUCAGCACAAGAGUUAGCUUGAACUUCAAUAAUGUUAACAACCUCGCGGCCCAAAAUGAGCUACCGAACAUUUUGCCCUACUUCACCCGCACAUAUCCGAUAAUGGUUGGUAUUGGAUACACCUCCAUUCUUCCUUCGGUCAUCCUAAAUACAUUGCCCUUUUCGUUUUUUUAUCACAGAUCUGUUCAAUCAAUUAUCUCAACUACACUCGGACUAUGUUAAAACAUUGAAAAGAUCAAACGAAAAGAAUUUCUCUGUUUACCGAGGACAACAACUAUCUAUUGCCGAACUGAAAAAACUUCAAGAUAAUAUAGGUGGACUUAUUUCUGUAAUGACAUUUCUAUCAACAACAACAUCGUCGUCAACUGCGGUAGACUUUGCAGGAGACGGUUAUGGACGUCCUUAUUUUGAAUCAAUAUUCAUGGAAAUAGAAAUUAAUCUUAAUGUUGUAACAACACCGUUUGCAAAUAUAUCAAAACUAAGCCAUUUGGAAACAGAAAAUGAAGUUUUAUUUUCAGUAGGAACAAUUUUCCGAAUUGACUGUGUUGAACGACAUACGUCAACUCUCUGGUAUGUAAAAUUGACAUUAUGUGAAGAAGACAAUAAGGAAGUUAAAUGUUUGAUUGAUCAUUUCAAAAGCGGAAUUGGUCAAUUUCGGACAACUGAACAUUCAUUUGCAAUUUUUGGAUCUAUUUUAUGUGAGAUGGGUGAAUACGAAAAGGCAAAACAAUACUAUUUUAUUUUACUCAGAGAACUUGAAGAAAACCAUCCGUUAAUUGUAUCAAUUUAUGAGAGUUUGGCAUGUGUUUGUGCAGCACAAGCUGAUAAAUGGUGUGUGAGCACGCGUGAAAAAUAUAUUCCACUUGUGACAACGGGUGAACUGAUCACGAAAACGUUUCGCGUCAUAUUUUUUGCACGUGAUCACAGGUGA